AUCCUCUUCUUCCUUUCUACCCUUCUGGUUUUCUGGCGACGGAGCCGGUCCCGGAUACAGCGCUGCAGCCAUGCCUCGCAAAAUCGAAGAGAUCAAAGACUUCCUUCUCACAGCCAGAAGGAAGGAUGCCAAAUCUGUUAAGAUUAAGAAGAACAAGGACAAUGUGAAAUUCAAGGUCCGCUGCAGCAAGUACCUGUAAACUUUGGUCAUCACAGACAAAGAGAAGGCAGAGAAGCUGAAACAGUCCCUCCCCCCAGGUCUGUCAGUGAAAGAACUGAAGUCAAUAUUUUCUUGUCUCUUGUUGUUCAAUAAAAUCUGAAAAAAGAAAAAAAAA
Molecule: messenger RNA, 334 nt
Organism: Nanorana parkeri
Lineage: Eukaryota; Metazoa; Chordata; Amphibia; Anura; Dicroglossidae
Gene: RPL38
Product: ribosomal protein L38
Exons: 1
Biological process (GO): protein-RNA complex assembly; translation
Cellular component (GO): ribosome; cytosolic large ribosomal subunit
Molecular function (GO): structural constituent of ribosome
Source: RefSeq, a predicted model, not a curated record